GCAACGAGGAGUACGAUAAGUUAUCUGUUUGCACUGAUCAACUAGCUGACACUAAUGGAGACCAUGAGAGUAACAUUAACAGGCCAGUAAAGUCGACACCCUCGACGAUGAAGUUGAUGCACAAGAUGACCAAUCAACGAGAUCAAGUACCUGAAAACAUUCCCCUUACUUUUAAGUUCCAAACUGCUGGUCGUGAUGAUAAUCAUCGAGAAACUAAAACCAGCAGCAGCAGGUUAACUAUUUCCAAUAAGAAGAGCCGUAGCAGUAGUGUGUCUGCUAUUAGGGUUUGCUCGGAAUGCAGCACAAACACAACCCCACUUUGGAGGAGUGGUCCUCGAGGUCCCAAGUCACUAUGCAAUGCGUGCGGAAUUCGACAAAGGAAAGGUAGAAGAUCCAUGGCUGAAGCUGCGGCUGCUGCUGCAACUGGAUUGACAGGUGGAACCACUGGCAUUGCUACUACCAAAUCAACAUCAGUGAGUAAGGGUAAGGAGAAAAAAUCACGUCGAGACCACAAUGUCAGAGUGAGUUGCAAGAAGAAAGGAAAACUCAUCAUCACCGACGACGACAAUACAAGUACUGCAGAACCUAGCAAAUAUUACAAGAGAAAUGAUAAACAACUCUGUGAUUUCAAGCAGGUAGCCGCUUUUCCACCAUCAGUACUAUUUCCUCUAGAUGUUGAAGAAGCUGCAAUCCUGCUAAUGAAUCUAUCUACUUGCCCGACUUUGAACCAUUCUUAAUAUACGUAUUAAAAUUCUGAGUAGCACUGAGCCUUUA
This is a messenger RNA of Argentina anserina (silverweed cinquefoil), 774 nucleotides long. RefSeq names its product GATA transcription factor 21-like. NCBI's taxonomy places the organism in Eukaryota, Viridiplantae, Streptophyta, Magnoliopsida, Rosales, Rosaceae. Gene Ontology annotation, molecular function: zinc ion binding; sequence-specific DNA binding. The transcript is spliced from 2 exons. Gene Ontology annotation, biological process: regulation of DNA-templated transcription. Bases 108 to 737 code for a protein of 209 amino acids. The record is from RefSeq and is a predicted model, not a curated record.